AUGGGUUUCAGAUUCCUGGAUUCUGCAGCCGGUAACAAGUGUUUCCAGUGGUGUUUAUGGCCUUCAUUUCAUGAAGAGAAAAUAAUUCCAAUACUACAGGGUUUCCCAGUAAAUCAAGUAUAUGUAGGAGAAGGUCACAAGAGGUAUGUAAUCAAAAUGACCUUACUUGAUCAUCCACUCUUCAAGGCAUUGCUAGAUCAAGCCCAAGAAUUGUAUGAUUUCAUCACUGAUUCAAAACUCAGGAUUCCGUGUGACGAGAAUAUCUUCCUCAGCAUCGUCCAGUGUUCCACACACCCACCACAUUGA
Messenger RNA from Fraxinus pennsylvanica, 306 nucleotides. The record is from the annotation of a GenBank genome assembly. Lineage: Eukaryota; Viridiplantae; Streptophyta; Magnoliopsida; Lamiales; Oleaceae.